Messenger RNA from Aspergillus viridinutans, 1806 nucleotides. RefSeq names its product FAD-binding oxidoreductase. Lineage: Eukaryota; Fungi; Ascomycota; Eurotiomycetes; Eurotiales; Aspergillaceae. The record is from RefSeq and is a predicted model, not a curated record. Gene Ontology annotation, cellular component: mitochondrion. Gene Ontology annotation, molecular function: D-lactate dehydrogenase (cytochrome) activity; FAD binding; D-lactate dehydrogenase (NAD+) activity. The transcript is spliced from 4 exons. The coding region runs from base 1 to 1806 and encodes 601 amino acids. Gene Ontology annotation, biological process: lactate catabolic process.
AUGGUCGGAUCUAAUGUCCUCCUCCAACCCUGGAGGAGGGCGGUUUUCCAUGCUGUUCGGCCGAAAACGACCAUACCUACGUACCAGUACCGAUACUUCAGGGCAACUGCUCGAAUCUCUGCCAACGAUAAGUCGCAGUCCUUCAAGAAUCAGCUGUAUGAGAGUACGCAGCAGCGGUUGAAGCGGGAGCGCGCUGAGCAGGAACGAUUUUCUCAGUAUCAGACUCAGUCACCAGGUGGUCGCUAUGCGGCUUUGACGUUCGCAUUGGUUUUCUUCUCUACUGGUGCAUAUUACCUAGGAUCAUUGAAGCCCGCUAGUCUUCCAACGUCGUCAACCACCACCCUCUUCGAAAUCGAGCCGCCGACCCACAAUAUCUCACAGUCAAAUUUACAAGCCGCUUGGGCGGACUUUGUUGAGAUUCUAGGAAAGGAAAAUGUAUCCACUGAACAUGGUGACCUCGAUGUACAUUCCGGUUCUGAUUGGUCUUCGUAUACACUUAAAAAAAAUGAAAGGCCUUUCCUUGUCCUCUAUCCAGCAACCACCGAGGAGGUUUCCCGAAUUAUGAAAGUCUGCCAUCAACGGGUCAUUCCUGUGACGCCCUACUCCGGUGGUACCAGUCUGGAGGGUCAUUUUGCUCCCACGAGAGGAGGGGUGUGUAUCGAUUUCCGCCGCAUGGAUCGUAUCCUGGAGCUCCACAAAAAGGAUCUUGACGUUGUGGUCCAGCCUGCAGUUGGGUGGGAAGACCUUAAUGAGGAAUUGUCUAAAGAAGGUCUCUUUUUUCCACCUGACCCGGGUCCCGGUGCUAUGAUUGGCGGUAUGGUCGGCACUGGCUGUUCGGGGACCAAUGCUUACAGAUACGGCACAAUGCGAGAAUGGGUUCUUUCUUUGACUGUUGUCCUUGCAGAUGGGACUAUUAUCAAAACAAGACAACGUCCGCGGAAAUCGAGCGCAGGCUAUGAUCUCACCAGACUGUUUAUUGGAAGCGAAGGAACUCUCGGGCUUGUGACGGAGGCUACAUUGAAGCUGACUGUCAAGCCCAAGAGUCAAAGCGUUGCUGUUGCUAGCUUCCCAUCCAUUCACAACGCGGCAGAGUGCGUGACCCGCGUGGUGGAAGAAGGUAUCCCCGUUGCGGGGGUUGAGAUCCUUGAUGACGUUCAAAUGAAAUGCAUCAACGGUAGUCGGACGACUCGUCGACAGUGGAAGGAGUCACCUACUCUCUUCUUCAAAUUCACAGGGACCCCCGUGGGUGUCAAAGAACAAAUUGAGCUUGUUCGGAAAAUUGUCUCUAGUAGCGCAGGACAAUCAUUUGAAUUCGCUCGAGGGGAAAAUGAAAUGGAAGAACUUUGGAGUGCUCGGAAAGAGGCUCUGUGGAGUGUGAUGUCCAUGAGGCGAGGUCCAGAGGACCGCGUUUGGACGACCGAUGUGGCAGUGCCAAUGAGCAAGCUGCCCGACAUAAUCGAGGCAACGAAGCAGGAUAUGACGGAAAGCGGAUUAUUGGCCGGAAUUUGCGGCCAUGUCGGGGAUGGCAAUUUUCACGCAAUUAUCCUGUUCAAUGAGAAUGAAAAGAAAAUUGCGGAAGGUGUUGUGCACCGAAUGGUCAAGCGAGCAGUUGAAAUGGAAGGCACAGUGACUGGCGAACACGGAGUUGGCCUCAUCAAGCGGGACUAUCUUCAGCAUGAGGUUGGGGAAACCACGGUGGACACUAUGCGGCGGAUAAAAAUGGCGCUGGAUCCCCUUCGCUUACUUAAUUGCGACAAAGUUGUUCGAGUAGAACAACCAACGCCAGGGGAAGUAAAGAAGUGGUGA